CCUUGUGCACAUGCGACAUGAUGAACCCCAGAUCAAAUAACUCCCGUCGUCGCUGUUGACGGGCUCGGGCAGCGCAAAAGCUCACUCCCAUACGACAAUGGCCGACAGCGCCAUGCCAACGUCGCAAGAACCUCCUCAAGCCCUCGCUCAUCCAAAUACCGCCAUUGACCCUCAAACUGAAUACCUCUACCAAAAUAUCUCCCACUACCCGUUCCACAAAGACCGAGAAUACCAAGCCGGUCUGGGAGCCAUCCUAGGACACGAGGGCACUCCGGCAACGGAAGAUGAGAUUAGGGAAAAUGCGGCUCUAGUACUGCAAGCUCAACUCUUCUAUUUCGCAAGGAAAUACAAUGUACAGCCCAUAGACCCAAAUGCGUACAGCGCAUGGGUUCAGACGCAAAGUUUGCAACAAAUACAGCAGGACCACCCUUCACAUCUAUCCUUCAUACAGCAAGCCGCUCCAACCACGCUAUCACCCGACCUCGACGGAACAUCAUUGCCCCCAGCAGCGCCAGCACAACCCACGACUCUCACUUCGACAUCAGCAGUACCUCCGCAAUCACAGACACAAACACAAACACAGCCACCAUCUUCCGAACCCGAACCGCCCUACCCGACCUCCUUCGCCGCCAUAGUCGACCUAAUAACCCGUAACGUCCCCAUCCCAGGCAUCGAAGAGAUCCCCACCACUAUCCUCGAGCCGGGCUCGAGUAAGAUUGACAAGAACCCUCGACGCAAGAAGCCUUGGGAGAAAGACGCCGAGACAUCCACAACUUCACCCGCUGCCGAGGCUGCGGAAAUGCAAACAGAGACACCAGCACAAACGGAAGCAGGGACAGAAACAGAAGUAGAAACAGAAGUAGAACCGGCUGCCACGGACGAGGACGUCCCCACGACCGCCGCAAUGAUAAAUGUCAAUGGACAUAAAGAGACAGGCCAGGGUGUGGUGAAUAUUCUCAAGCCCAACGCCAUUCCGGACAGUGGACUGCUGAGUAAGGAUUGAGCCCCGGCAGCGACCAUUGUACACCACCUAUUGCGGACAGUGGAACGACCACCGCCCAAUGACCAUGUUUGGCGCCUCAAAUGAUAUGGACGAAGAUGUAUGAUCUCCACCAUGCGGAUUUGGAGAGCGCCGAAAGGAAGUCGAGUUUUAGUCGCCUAUGUCAAGGCUGCCAGACGGCAUAAUCUAGCAAUGUGGCAGCACCGCAUCAACAACCCCAUCCACACUUACCAUACGGCAGCUCAAUAACGUCUUGGGAAUGUACGAAUAGCAGCGAACUACAUGCCUUGGAAUAGAACAACCUGUUCCUGCCUUGCAGAAGAGCGAGCCGGCUUCUGUGAGCGAAAAGUGCUCAGCUAUGAUGUGCACUAUCUGCUACAUUGUCCUGAUCUUUGCCCGUGCUGCGGCUAAAU
Molecule: messenger RNA, 1413 nt
Organism: Exophiala viscosa
Lineage: Eukaryota; Fungi; Ascomycota; Eurotiomycetes; Chaetothyriales; Herpotrichiellaceae
Exons: 2
Coding region: 98-1003 (301 amino acids)
Source: RefSeq, a predicted model, not a curated record